This is a messenger RNA of Lodderomyces elongisporus, 3159 nucleotides long. Its product is annotated as glutamine amidotransferase subunit. The record is from RefSeq and is a predicted model, not a curated record. Bases 1 to 3159 code for a protein of 1052 amino acids. NCBI's taxonomy places the organism in Eukaryota, Fungi, Ascomycota, Pichiomycetes, Serinales, Debaryomycetaceae. Gene Ontology annotation, molecular function: peptidase activity; protein binding. Gene Ontology annotation, biological process: glutathione catabolic process; proteolysis. The transcript has a single exon.
AUGACAGGCCACAGUGAGAGGUCCGAGGAAAGACGCAUUGAAGAUAGCGAACGACUGCCGCAUAAACUACCCAUCAACGCUAUAGCCCCAUCAGACCGCGAUUCGAUUAGAAUACCAUCGCCAGUAAGAUUAAACAGUCCACACAUGCCCAAAAAUGACUCUCGAUUGGCAAAUGGCGGAUCCGUCAAACCCAAUCUCAAUAGCACUUUGAACAAUCGUAACACGAGUGCAUACUACCAAACGAGCGAGACGAUACACAAUCCAAAACCCACACAUUUUAAUAAUAAAGCGCCACAGUUCUCCCUCAAUACCGCUGCAACAGUAACUGCAACAAAUGCACUUGCAAGUGCAAGUGCAAAUGCAAGUGCAAAUGCAAGCGCAAAUACAACAAUAGCCACUUCCAGUGACAGUGGUGCUCUUGGCGAAGAUAAUGAAAUUGUUGAGUUUGGAACUAUAACAUCACCUCCUUCAACAUUUCCUUCAACACCCAACUCUGUUGACUCAUCAGCAAUGCCAACAGCCUCUUCUCUAAAUCUCCCGAGACUCGUGCACAAAUGGACACACACCCAUUCAAUCUUGUGUUGCAUCGCUUCGCCUAAAAACCGCCUUCUAAUAUGCGGUACGCAAGACGGGAAAGUCUUGGUGUUUGACUUGUCGACUUAUAGCUUGAAAUACGAGAUCGAUCGAGGAGAAGGAAGCCACCAAAUACACUCCAUACUAACACUAACAUUGAGCAAAAACGAAGACUUUUUGUUUGUUGGCGGAUCAGACUCAUUAGUCAAAGUCUACAACAUUAAUGGAUUUGUAUGCACUCACGUCAUAUACUCAUUAGUAGACAUUGGCGAUAUCUUUUCAAUCGUUUGGUGCGACCAAUCGCAGACCUUAUACAUUGGAGCACAGAAUGCGAGCAUACUAUGGUGCAAAUUGUCCGAUGCAGACAAUACGACACAACUAAAUAACAUGCCCAACUUCCGUUACGACAAGUUCUUUGACUCAAAGGGACCAGGAGGUUCAAAAAACACGCUUCAAACUAGACACGAGCUUUAUAGGAAAAACUCCAAUAGUGUAAGGGAAAACAAUUCAACUACUAUCAAAUUUAUCGAAUGCAAAAACGAAGAAAUUGUCAGAUUUGCACAUCACGGAUACGUCUAUUGUCUUGAAAUAGUUGACACCCCCAUUGGCCAUUUUAACGAAUGCAAAUACCUUGUGUCUGCUGGAGGCGAUGGAGUAAUUAAUAUCUGGUCCAUGAAAAAUAAGAAAUUGACAAAGUUGACCUCUUUACAAAAUGACGAAUCGGUCUUAUCAAUGUGCCUCCAAAACUCCUUACUAUACGUUGGCGUUGGUGACUCAAAUAUCAACGUAUGGGACUUGAUGACUCUACAGAAGAUUAGAUCAUUCCAGUUUACAGACCGCGAACUGAAUGAGGUUUUGAGUAUUGCAGUUCACAAUGAUGCAUUGUUCAAGGCGUGUGCAUAUUCGGGGUUGGUGAAAUUGACCAUGAAAUACAGAGAUGUGUCAAAUAGUGUUUUGAUGAGUCCUCAAGAAGAAGAUGGCGUUACCAAUACUGUUAAUGUUUUCAAGUUGGGGCAAGAAGUUUUCCUUCUUGCUGGUGGAAACAAGAACCUUUCGUUAUGGAAUAUCAGCGAUGGAGCCGAGGGUGAAGAAAUCUCACCACAUUCGGCUUCGCUGGCAACCGUUCCAUGCACAAGACUUGGCAACAACGACUUGCUCUCAAUGUUGAAAAAAUUUGUAACUUACAAAACAAUUAGUAAGACACCGGAGCUUUACCUUGAAGAUAGUCGACAUUGUGCGCAAUUUUUGUCCAAAUUGCUCAACAAUUUCGGCGCUUACCAAACUAAAUUGUUACCAGUUCAAGAUGGGAACCCAAUUGUUUUUGCAGAGUUUAAAGCAAACUCUAAUUUAAACUCUAGCUCAGGUUCUAGUUCAGGUUCUAGUUCAGGUUCUAAUUCAGGUUCUAAUUCAGGUUCUGAUUCAGGUCCUGAUUCAGGUCCUGAUUCAAGUGCAGAGCUCAAGUUUUCAAAGCUGGAGCGUAUUUUGUAUUAUGCGCAUUAUGAUGUUGUUGAUGCUACACGGCAAGAGGCUCAGGACUGGAGCACAAACCCAUUUGUCUUGACAGCAAAGGAAGGGAAUCUUUAUGCUCGAGGUGUCAGCGAUAACAAGGGCCCUACUUUAGCAGCAGUUUAUGCUGUUGCCGAGCUAUUUUCUAAAAAGGAACUAACUUGUGAUGUUGUAUUUAUAAUCGAAGGCGAGGAAGAAUGUGGGUCGCUUCGAUUCCAGGAUGUUAUAAAACAACACAAGGAGUUGAUUGGAGAUAUUGAUUGGGUCUUGUUGAGCAACUCGUAUUGGUUAGAUGACUAUACUCCAUGUUUGAACUAUGGAUUGAGAGGUGUGAUAAAUGCUAAUGUCACCAUCAAGUCUGAUAGACCAGAUAGACAUUCAGGUGUUGAUGGAGGAGUUAGUAGAGAACCGGUGAUGGAUAUGGUUCAAGUGCUUAGCACAUUAAUGGAUCCAACCACUCAGGAAAUAAAAAUUGAUGGAUUUUACGAUGAUAUAUUACCUUUAACAGCUGUUGAGGAACAACUAUACGAAAAAAUUAGAGAGAUGCUGAAAACAUCAGUUGAUAUUGAUAUUCUAAAGGCUAAGUGGAGACAGCCUUCGUUAACUAUUCACAAGAUACAAGUUUCGGGACCCAAUAACAAUACAGUUAUACCCCAAGUUGUUAAGGCUACAAUUUCCUUGCGUAUUGUGCCAAACCAAGAUUUGGAAACAAUUAAACAGAAACUUAAAGACCAUCUUGGUAAUGUGUUUAGCUCACUUGGUUCAGAUAACUCCUUACUGGUGAAUGUAUUCCAUGAAGCUGAGCCUUGGCUUGGAGACCCUGAAAACAAAAUGUACCAAAUCUUGCGUGAGAAUGUGCAACAUCAUUGGCAACAAGAGCCUAUAUUUAUUAGAGAAGGUGGAUCGAUUCCCUCGGUAAGGUUCUUGGAGAAAUGCUUUGGCGCGCCAGCUGCACAGAUCCCAUGUGGCCAAUCAAGUGAUAACGCUCAUUUAAAGGAUGAAAAACUUCGAAUUGUUAAUUUGUUCAAGUUGAGAAGCAUUUUGACAGACACCUUUAAGGAGAUUGGCUCUCAAAAAUAA